AUCAAAAAAAUUCUCUUCAGUCUCAAUCUCAUCGUCGAAUUGCAUCCGUCCAUAUCGCGUUGUGUUCUCCACAAGUUUGCAUGUUUAUCCGAUCAUAUAAAUAAAUUAUUUAAUUUUAAAUAUUUGUGUUAGUUAAUAAAAAACUUUAUUUAUAUAAAUAAAAAAAUAAAAAACAUAUCAAUUAAAUGUGCUAAGUAAGAUAUUUCCAAUUAAAAAAAUUAAAUCUCGGACGCGUUGACGUAAAAAAAAAAAAAGCGCGUCGCGAAAUCCUGAGUAAAUAUUCAAAAAAAAAAAGAUAUCAGAAUGUUGGGUAUAAUUGUGCCAUUGUUGAUGUUGGUGAUGAAAAUUGAGGCCAUAGCAGUAUCAUCAGGAUCAUUUAAUGACGAUGAUACAGCGAGACAUUACAAUUCUCGUUAUUCAAUAUAUGAUGAAUCAUAUAAAGUUGAUUUUCGAUAUCAUAAUCAUACAGAAAUGCACAACUUUCUUCGUAAAACAUCAUCACGUUAUCCAAAUUUAACAGCUCUAUAUUCAAUUGGACAAUCUGCUCAGAAACGUGAUUUGUGGGUGAUGGUCGUUUCAUCGUCGCCAUAUGAACACAUGAUUGGAAAACCUGAUAUUAAAUAUGUUGCUAAUAUUCAUGGUAAUGAAGCUGUUGGACGUGAACUCAUGCUUCAUUUAAUUCACUUACUAGUCACUCAAUAUGGCACAGAUGAUUACAUAACUUGGCUGUUAGAUAAUACAAGAAUUCAUAUUUUACCAUCAAUGAAUCCCGAUGGUUUUGAAAUUUCAAAAGAGGGAAAUUGUGAAGGUGGUAUGGGACGGUAUAACUCCCGUGGUUAUGAUCUCAAUAGAAAUUUUCCGGAUUACUUUAAGCAAAAUAAUAAAAAAGUUCAACCAGAAACUGAAGCUGUUAAACAAUGGAUAUCGAAAAUUCAGUUUGUUUUAUCUGGUUCUUUUCAUGGUGGUGCGCUAGUUGCAAGUUAUCCAUUUGAUAAUACUCCAAAUACACUGUUUCAGAGUUACAGAUCACAACCAAGUAUAUCACCUGAUAAUGAUGUAUUUGAACAUUUAUCAAUGGUUUAUUCAACAAGUCAUACAAAAAUGCAUCGUGGUGAAUCAUGCUCAAGAACACAGCCUGGUUUUAAAAAUGGUAUAACAAAUGGUGCUGAAUGGUAUCCAUUAACUGGUGGUAUGCAAGAUUUUAAUUAUAUUUGGAAUGGCUGUAUGGAAAUAACAUUUGAAAUAUCAUGUUGUAAAUAUCCACCAGCAAAUGAGCUAGAAAAAUUCUGGGAGGAAAAUCGUGUUGCACUUGUUAAUUAUUUGGCUGAAGCACACAGAGGUGUUCAAGGAUUUGUCAUUGAUGAAUUUGGAAAUCCAAUUGAGAGAGCUUCAGUCAUUGUCAAGGGUCGUGAUAUAAAAUUUUCAACAACAAAGUAUGGUGAAUUUUGGAGAAUUCUUUUGCCUGGUAACUACAAACUUGAGGUUUCUGCAGAAGGAUACAGUCCAAGUGAAAUUGAUUUUACAGUCAUUAAACAACAUCCAACACUUUUAAAUGUUACACUACACAGCACAAAGAGAUCAUUAGUAAAUCGUGGUGAUAAUUGUGGACCGAGUGAUACUCUCAUUGGGACACAAGUGUCAAUAAACACAGGUCAUCAUGGAAUCAUACUGGGACAUCCCAAACAGGAUUCCAUCGACACCGACUCCAUUGUGUUUCCCUCAUCCUAAAAAAUAACACUUUUUUUUUUUUUGUUUAUUUAUAAUUCAAAAAAACUAGUAGAAUCUAAAUAAUAUGAGUUAUUUAAAUUCUCUGAUUGACAUUAUAUUUAUCUCCAAGAAUAAAAAAUAAAAAGAAAAAAAAAUUAACAAACUAAAUUUUUGUACACAAUAUUAUUG
Molecule: messenger RNA, 1896 nt
Organism: Aphidius gifuensis
Lineage: Eukaryota; Metazoa; Arthropoda; Insecta; Hymenoptera; Braconidae
Product: carboxypeptidase M
Exons: 9
Coding region: 304-1728 (474 amino acids)
Biological process (GO): proteolysis
Cellular component (GO): cell surface
Molecular function (GO): metallocarboxypeptidase activity; zinc ion binding
Source: RefSeq, a predicted model, not a curated record